AAUAAAAGAACCCGGAUCCCGGAAGUGAAUAGCCUGUUUGCUACUCUUACCAUUCACCAUUCAUCACUUAGUAAUGGUUCAUGUACGCCGUUUACUAAUAUGGGACCGGCGUCAAACGGCACGGUAGGAUAUACCAUAAAGUAUAUAAUAUAAUCAAAAACAUAUGUUGCUGAGAAAUAGAAAGAAGAGAGUUGAAAACACCCUAAGACGUGAGGUUUGAGCCCAAGUGGGUGCAGUUUAUCACACCAUGUUGGUGACAGCAUAUCUUGCCAUCAUUUUCCUGCUUGCCCUGUGUGUUGUCCUGGAGCUCACAGCACGCCGCCUCACCCCACCUCAGUCUGCUCCUACUGCUGUAGCCAACCCCGCGUUCCGUCGCUUCCAGAGUAUAUUCCUGCGGGCAUACCUUUUGGCUUUGUGGGCAGACUGGCUCCAGGGUCCUUACCUCUACAAACUGUACCGCCACUACAGCUUCCUGGAAUCUCAAAUAGCGAUCUUAUAUGUGUGUGGCCUGGCCUCCUGUGUUCUGUUUGCCCCUUUUUCAGGCUGGCUCCCUCAAGUCUUGGGCCGCAGACAGACAUGUCUUCUCUUCUGCGUAUCCUACUCUGCUUGUUGUCUCACCAAGCUGUCCACAGACUACUUUGUUUUGAUUGUGGGUCGGAUCCUGGGGGGUCUGUCCACAUCCCUGCUCACCACCACAUUUGAAUCCUGGUACGUGCACCGUCAUGUAGAAGUACACGAUUUUCCCAAGGAGUGGAUCCCCACUACCUUCACCAAAGCUGCUACAUGGAAUCAUGGUCUCGCCGUGGGAGCAGGGCUGGUGGCUAACUUGCUGGCUGAGUGGCUCCACUUGGGGCCGGUGGCUCCCUUUCUCCUGGCUGUCCCCUGCUUGGCGUGCUGUGGCUGGGUGGUGUUAACAGACUGGGGCAAGGAAGAGGCUGAAGAAGGUCUUGAAGGGGAAAAACAGAAACUGCCUCUUGGCACUCCAAAUGCAGGGGUAGCCCGUUUGUCUGCAAGGGCCCGAUUUUCACGCAGCUGCCAUGAUGGGUUGCGCUGCCUGCUCUCAGACAGGAGAGUCAUGCUCUUAGGUGGAGUGCAGGCUCUGUUUGAAAGUGUCCUCUACAUUUUUAUUUUUCUGUGGACCCCAGUUCUGGACCCCCAUGGGCCCCCUUUGGGAAUCGUUUUUUCCUGCCUGAUGGCUGCAAGCAUGGCUGGCUCCUUGCUCUACCGCCUGGCCACCUCCACCCGUUACCGCCUGCAGCCGGGCCACGUUCUCUGCCUGGCUGUGUUGAUGGCCUUCUUCUCUCUCUUUAUGUUGACCUUUUCCACCACCCCUGGUCAACCUAGGCCACGUGAAUCCUUUCUGGCCUUCCUGCUGCUGGAGCUGGCCAGUGGGCUGUACUUCCCUGCAGUCAGCUUUCUCCACGGCAGGGUGAUCCCAGAGGAAAAGCGGCAGAGUGUGCUGGCCUGGUUCCGGCUGCCUCUCCACCUGCUGGCCUGCUUCGGGCUGCUGGCUCUUCAUGGGGAGACGGCAGGAACAGGUGGAGGGGAGGAGGGGAGCGGCACCAGACACAUGUUUGGAGGAUGUGCUGUUAUGAUGCUGGCUGCUUUCAUGGCUGUCGUCAGUCUGUUCACUCUGGGUAGAAAUGACACAGAUCUGAGAAUGGAGGGAACCAGAGGGGAGGGGGAGAUGGAAAACAUAUUAAAUUAUGAUUGACUGGUUUUAUAUAAAAUGUGCCAGUUUUAUGUGACUAAAAGUAGAGAACUUGUGUGUUUCACUUAAAAAGUCAUAAAACAAUAUUUUGCCAAAUGACAGCGGAGGAAAUCAAUGUCUAAAGGGGAUAUUUUGCUAAAUUGAAAUACAUUUUCAUUUUUACAUGUUGCCUUAUUACUGUUUUUGUUGUUAUUUUUGGGAGAUCAUUUUACAUAUCCUGUCUGUGUAUGUAUGCUUUGCGAACAUGGCCGUAUCAACUUUCAUUUGUCAAGUAAACUGUUGGAAUAUCUUAAAACUUCUGUCAUUCCUUAAAACGAUUCCAGAUAUCAUGUCAUUGCAUCAUUGUCACCAUCUAUAGGGAACAGACAUGACAUACUUUACAGAGAGCUCAAUAAAAAUCCAAAGGAAUGUCAUGAGGAGCAUGUUAGUUCUUCCAAUAUUUCUGUAUGUGGUUUUUUCCAACAUCUUUUUAUUUUUAUUGAAAAGGAAUCUCAAGUUGA
Trematomus bernacchii (emerald rockcod) is the source of this 2211-nucleotide messenger RNA. RefSeq names its product major facilitator superfamily domain containing 5 (gene slc61a1). Gene Ontology annotation, biological process: molybdate ion transport. The record is from RefSeq and is a predicted model, not a curated record. Gene Ontology annotation, molecular function: molybdate ion transmembrane transporter activity. The transcript is spliced from 2 exons. Bases 248 to 1714 code for a protein of 488 amino acids. Gene Ontology annotation, cellular component: membrane. Lineage: Eukaryota; Metazoa; Chordata; Actinopteri; Perciformes; Nototheniidae.